AUGUCCACCAGCACCCCCAAACCCAGCACAGGCUCAGGCUGGACAGACCGUGAGCGCCUCGCCUACCUCCUCAGCCUCCUGGAGCACUCUGGCGCAAAACCGAACAUCAAAACCGCCCCGCUGCCAUCAGGCCGCUCAGUGAUAGCCUGCGAGCGCAUGCUGAGCCGACUCAAAGCCGCGUUGAAGGGGGAACUAGACGCGUUGAGGGACGGGGCAGCCAUGCGCGGCUGCACCAACGGCGAUGCGACCAACGCCACGACAGCCAGAGAUAGCGAAGGUAGCGGAUCGCAGGCGUCAAAAGCGACGAGGGGCGCUGCGGCGCGCAAGAGGAAGGGUGGCGAUGGUGCUGCAGCUGCAGCUUAUGCCGAUGCUGAUGCUGAUGCCGAUGCCGACGUGGAAGUGGACGGCGGAGUGAAGAAGAGGUCCAGGAACGCCAAGGCCGGAGCCAAAGCCAGAGCCAGAGCCAAGGACAGCACCAUCGAGGGCAGGGGAGAAGUGGAGUGGGAGGGUGGGGUGAAGAAGGAGGAGGAUGAGGCUGAGGCUGAGGAGGUCGAUACCAAGGAAGAAGAGGUUUGA
Messenger RNA from Ascochyta rabiei, 576 nucleotides. RefSeq lists its product as uncharacterized. NCBI's taxonomy places the organism in Eukaryota, Fungi, Ascomycota, Dothideomycetes, Pleosporales, Didymellaceae. The transcript has 3 exons. Bases 1 to 576 code for a protein of 191 amino acids. The record is from RefSeq and is a predicted model, not a curated record.